Molecule: messenger RNA, 1080 nt
Organism: Grammomys surdaster
Lineage: Eukaryota; Metazoa; Chordata; Mammalia; Rodentia; Muridae
Gene: Cinp
Product: cyclin dependent kinase 2 interacting protein
Exons: 5
Coding region: 53-685 (210 amino acids)
Source: RefSeq, a predicted model, not a curated record
CUCACUCCGUGGGCGGGGCUUCGGGUCUCCUCGGUAUCUACCUGUGGACCGCAUGGAAGCAAAGACUCUUGGGAUUGCAACACCAAGAAAACCUGUCUUAUCCGUCAGUGCAAGAAAACUUAAGGACAAUGCAGCUGACUGGCAUAACUUAAUCCUGAAAUGGGACAGCCUGAGUGACAAGGGUUUCACCACGGCGAGCAGUAUUGCCAACCUGAAAGUCAGCUUGUUGAGUAAGGAGAAGGUUGAGUUAGAGAGCAGCAGCCCAGCUUCCAGUGAAGAGGAAGAAAAGACAAGUCUGGAUAAGGGACUGGAAGCACUGUGUGAGGAGCUGCAGGCCAUCUUGGACGGCUUGACUAAAAUACAAAUGAAAAUGGAAAAGCUAUCUUCAACCACCAAGGGAAUUUGUGAACUAGAAAAUUACCACUACAGGGAAGAAAGCAGCCGGCCCCCUCUGUUUCACACGUGGCCCACAGCCUUCUUUUAUGAGGUCUCCCAGCGGCUCUCCGAAGCAUACAAGAAGGAGCUCCUUUUGAAGCACACCAUUGGUGCAGAGCUGGCCCAUACUGCAGACCGCAACCUCAGCCUGACCUACCUGUCCAUGUGGCUGCACCAGCCCUACAUAGAGAGCAACAGCAAACUACAGCUGGAGAGCAUGCUGCUUGAAACAGGGCACCGGGCCCUGUGACUCCCUGGCCACCUUGCCUGUGACCACGGCUUGGAGCUCCAGACUACUGGCUGGACAGUCACUUGGGUGGAACCUGUUUGCCUCAAGGCCAGCUCCUUUUAGGGUCCUGAGAUCACUCUCCCGCUGCUGCAGCCUCUCCAGACACAGGCACUGCUGCAGCUGUCCUCCUGCUACUCUGUCCCAGCUAUCUUGACGCUUCACUGAGUGACAGAAACAAGAAUGGCUGAGGAGCCGAGUUUUGUAAACCAGUGGACUUUACGGUCACAUCUGUGGUGACAACCUGAGUUUCCUAUUUCUACCGUGUUCCUAUCUACCUUUCUGUUUGUUUGUUUUGUUGUGCUGGAAAUCAAAUCCAGACUUCACACAAGCUGAAUAUCAACCACUGGUCCACACUC